UCUCCGCACUCUUCUCCAGUUUCCGAGGAAUGUUUUAUGUGGUAGGUCGUCGCGUCGUGUGUCCAAAUUAUAAAUAUUUAACUGGAAAAAGAUGCCGUCACUUUGUGCCGUGAAUGGAUGUAAAAUCGCUAAUCAACCGGAUGUGAUUGUUCACCAAUUUCCUGGCGACCAGCCGAGGCUAGACUCUUGGAUAGCGUUUUGCGGACGUGAUUCGGGCUGGUCUCCUCAGAAAAAUCAAGGAAUCUGUUCAGUCCACUUUCCAAACAGUAGCUACGACGAUGGGCAGCGCAAUCGGCGCAAGACAAAAAUUCCUCACCAGUUGGUUGUUAACGCCAUUCCUGUGUUACAUCAAGCAAAAAAUUUUGAAGAUGUCAAUUUGGAGGCACCAACGGAUAUUAAACAGGAACCGAAGCAGGAGCCUGACUCGGCUGCACCCGAAACCGAGCAUCUGGAUAUCGUGGUGGAACUGCUGGAUCCCAUGAAAGAAGAGGAUUCAGAUCCCAUCGGAGAGCUGGAUGAGAAACGUGUGAAAACACCGUUAGUUGCUUUCGAUGAGCCACGGUGUCUAUUCUGUCUAAAGUCAUUCCGAGAAGCCGCAGGACAAGGAACUAUGACACGGAAAAUGGUCCUGUUUGUGUUGGGCGCCCGAAAGUGGGUUGCUUUUUCGGAAAGUCCGGACUGCUGCCAGGAUUGUCAGAAGAUGUUUGAAAUGUUCAACGAGUUCAAAAAAUCCUGCUUGGAAGCUUUGGCGCAUUCAACACAACUAAUCGCCGACAAAACUUUUGAAAUUAAAACGGACGAUUGUGAGCCGGAUGUCGUGACACCGCCGAAAAGAAAGGUCGGACGACCGAGGAAAAUAUCCAAAUCUCAGCUACAAGAGUCAUCCGAAUCGGAUAAUGAAGGACCGAGCUUCCAAGAUGACGUAGAAGACAAUUUUAUACCAAUUAAUGAAGAUUUCAAACUGGAUGUCAGUGAACCAGAACAGCAUGAUAAAAAAUCGGACAACGAAUGUGCUUCGAGCAAUACAGCAUUGAACAUAUGUCCAUCCCCAACAGGAAAAGAUGAAAAGAAUUCAACAAAAGAACCAUCCUCAAAUGAUAAAAAGCCCAGAAAACGUAAAUAUACUAAAUCAACUGCCAAAGUUGACAAACAGCCGCCGGAUGAUUCCAAUGGCGUCUCGUCAGCACCAUCGAAUUCAGAACCUGAGCAAAGCACUAAACAACAACCGAAAGAGCGCAAAAAAAGAGGCGUUUUCCCGUGCACCAAGUGCGAGCAAGUCUUCCGCACAGAACAUCAAUUGACACUCCACAUCAACAGACACUUGGGCGUUCGAACGGUCCCUUGCCGCCGAGAAGGCUGCAACAAGAAGUUCUUCGACACGACACAUCGCCACGCGCACGAAAUCGGCUGCGGCAAGGAAGUGAAGAUCAUGUGCACAGUGUGUGGCGCCAUCUUCCGUUCGAUGAGCGCCUUGCGCACCCACAUGGCCAGCCAUGGCGAGCUAAAGUUUUUCUGCAAAAUUUGCGACAAGGGUUUCUUCCGCAAAGCCAAACUGGACAAGCACGCUUCGGUGCAUUCCGAGCAGCGUAACUUUGAAUGCAACAUUUGCGGGAAGCGCUUCAAAUCGAAAGAAGCCAAUCGGGUGCAUCAGCGUGUUCACACAGAGGAACGGCCGUACGUGUGUCACAUAUGUAACAACGCGUUCCGGUAUAACUGCGGUCUCAAAGCUCAUCUGGAGAAGGGACACGACCCCUCAGAUUUGAGACGACCGGAACCGACAACUGCCCCAACCGCUGGCUACGAAUCUUCAGGAGGAUUUUUCUAAGGUUAGUGUAUCCACAAUUCGAAUUAGUUUCAAGACAGAUUUUAGGAAACAA
This is a messenger RNA of Armigeres subalbatus, 1877 nucleotides long. Its product is annotated as zinc finger protein 91-like. The record is from RefSeq and is a predicted model, not a curated record. Bases 92 to 1825 code for a protein of 577 amino acids. Lineage: Eukaryota; Metazoa; Arthropoda; Insecta; Diptera; Culicidae. The transcript has 7 exons.